GGAGCGGAGCCCCGGUGGGGGCCGAGGCGGGAGCAGCGCCGCCGGGCUCCCGGGCUCCGACUCCUCCUCCCUCGGCGCCACCACAGCCGCCGCCCGCCCCGCCGGGUCCUAAAGCCGCGCGCCUCAAGAGGAUGGUGCGCCUGGCGGCCGAGCUGCUGCUGCUGCUGGGGUUGCUGCUACUCACGCUGCACAUCACGGUGCUGCGCGGCUCCGGAGCUGCAGACGGGUCGGACGCAGCCGCAGGCAACGCCAGCCAAGGCGAGCUGCAGAAUAACCUCAACUUGGAAAGUGACUCCACAUUGGAAACCAGCUUUUCUCUCUCCAAGGGAGCACCAGGAGAGCAUCCAGAGCACCAGGCUAAGCACCAGCCCUUCCCUAGACAGCACUUCCAAGAGACUGGGCACCCUUCACUGCAAAGAGAUGGCCCCAGAUCCUUUCUCCUGGAUCUACCAAACUUUCCAGAUCUUUCCAAAGUGGAUAUUAAUGGACAGAAUCCGAACAUCCAGGUCACCAUAGAGGUGGUCGACGGUCCUGACUCUGAAGCAGAUAAAGAUCAGCAUCCGGAGAAUAAGCCCAGCUGGUCAGUGCCGGCCCCCGACUGGCAGGCCUGGUGGCAGAGGUCCUUGUCCUUGGCCAGGACAAACAGUGGGGACCAGGACUACAAGUACGACAGUACCUCAGACGACAGCAACUCCCUCAACACCCCCAGGGGGUGGGACCGUCCGGCCCCAGGCCACCGGACUUUUGAAACCAAAGAGCAGCCAGAAUAUGAUUCCACAGACGGUGAAGGUGACUGGAGUCUCUGGUCUGUCUGCAGUGUCACCUGCGGGAAUGGCAACCAGAAACGGACCCGGUCUUGUGGCUAUGCCUGCACUGCGACAGAAUCAAGGACCUGCGACCGUCCAAACUGCCCAGGAAUUGAAGACACUUUCAGGACAGCCGCCACUGAAGUAAGUCUGCUUGCAGGAAGUGAGGAGUUUAAUGCCACCAAACUGUUUGAAGUUGACAUGGACAGCUGCGAGCGGUGGAUGAGCUGCAAAAGCGAGUUCUUGAAGAAGUACAUGCACAAGGUGCUCAACGACCUGCCCAGCUGCCCCUGCUCCUACCCAACCGAGGUGGCCUACAGCACGGCCGACGUCUUCGACCGCAUCAAGCGCAAGGACUUCCGCUGGAAGGACGCCAGCGGGCCCAAGGAGAAGCUGGAGAUCUACAAGCCCACGGCCCGGUACUGCAUCCGCUCCAUGCUGUCCCUGGAGAGCACCACGCUGGCCGCCCAGCACUGCUGCUAUGGCGACAACAUGCAGCUCAUCACCAGGGGCAAAGGGGCGGGGACCCCCAACCUCAUCAGCACCGAGUUCUCGGCGGAGCUGCACUACAAAGUGGACGUGCUGCCCUGGAUCAUCUGCAAGGGCGACUGGAGCAGGUACAACGAGGCCCGGCCGCCCAACAACGGGCAGAAGUGCGCGGAGAGCCCCUCGGACGAGGACUACGUCAAGCAGUUCCAGGAGGCCCGGGAGUACUGAGCUAUGGAGCAGGUGCAGCGGCGUCCCCUGCGCUUCAGCUACACAAACCGGCUGCGCGGAUCUGCCCGCUUGCGGCAGCGCCCUCCUGAUUCGCGGUCCUGGACGUUUGUAUACACCACAGGAGUAUUUUCAUGCGUUACACUAGGGGGUGUUCGCCAGGCCCGGGUGACUGCCAUGGGGAGCUGCCCCGGCCGUCUGCGAUGCCUCCUGCGCUCCUAAGAAGUCCUCCUGGGGCGACGUGGGCAGGAGGAGGGGCGGGGACAAAAAAGAAGCCAGCGGAAGAAGCUGGAGACCGUAGUGGGUGUGAUUCGAGUCCCACUGGCGUUUCCAAGAGAGGCAAAGGGGGAAAGAGACCAAGGUUGUAAACGUCAUAAGCAGUUUUUAUAUAUAACUUAUUUAAUACAAAUGUGACUUAAGCAUAAUCUUUUCUCUGGAGUUGUCAUCAUGAAACUAAUCACGUCUGUGAAAGUUUAGAAAGAAAGGGGCUUAGGAAUGUGGAAGAGAAAGGGAAUUUUGCAAUGAUUUCUUUAAAAAUAAAUAAUGCAAAAAAAAAUAAAUAAUGCAAUGGAAAUGUAUCACAUCAAGAAAACACCCACUUUAAACCAAAUGUUACUUAGUCAUAAGGCACCUUGCUGGAGUCUCAGAUUCCAAAUUUCUCUUGCCUCAAACUGGGUAGAGAGUGGGGCAUUUCAGGGGCAAAUGUGAGGCCUGCUUUUAAAAGGGCUUUAAAAUAAAAGACUAGCAUGGCAUAAUGCUAUGAUUCUACUAAAGAGCCCCAAAUAGUGGAAUUUCUACUCCUGUCUUUUAGAUUCAGAAGACUGCAGGAAAUUCAGACACAAAAACAGGGAAUAGCACUUUUCCAAAGGGGAAAAAAAAUGGGGAAAUAUAUGGACCUCUUUUAUCUAUUUUAUUUUAAUACCAUUUGAACAAUUUUUCACCAAGAUAUUCCCAAAAAAUAAAUGUAAAAAGGGGAGGGGCUUCAAGUCAGAGAAAUCCUAAUUCUUUUUUAUGUUUUAAGAAAGAAAAAAAACUGCAUUAUUUUAUAAAGUAUUUAUUGAGUCAUUGGGUAUUAUGCAUCAAGCAAUUGUAAUAUGACCUGGUUCUUUAGGUGGAACUUAGGAGAAAUAAAGAGUUGGUUCUUAUGCAAUCUUU
Messenger RNA from Nycticebus coucang (slow loris), 2675 nucleotides. RefSeq names its product isthmin 1 (gene ISM1). Bases 132 to 1523 code for a protein of 463 amino acids. The transcript is spliced from 6 exons. Lineage: Eukaryota; Metazoa; Chordata; Mammalia; Primates; Lorisidae. Gene Ontology annotation, biological process: negative regulation of angiogenesis. The record is from RefSeq and is a predicted model, not a curated record.